Messenger RNA from Mya arenaria, 3306 nucleotides. RefSeq lists its product as uncharacterized. NCBI's taxonomy places the organism in Eukaryota, Metazoa, Mollusca, Bivalvia, Myida, Myidae. The coding region runs from base 522 to 1340 and encodes 272 amino acids. The record is from RefSeq and is a predicted model, not a curated record. The transcript is spliced from 2 exons.
AGCUGGAGGUUUAGAAAGAGAUGUUAACGUUGAACACUCCCUGACUUUAGACGUAGUAGUUAAAUAGAUGGUACUUUUGCAUGUUAUAUAUGAAAGAAAAGAAAAAUCGUCUGUUGAUAAACCAAUCUAUUCAGAGGGCGGUUAAGCCUCGCUACUAUAUGGAAUUACCCAAUUAGGAAUUACUCAUGAUACUUAUUCGAAUAAAGAAACGCAAGGAUCAAAGUGAACUCUUUCGAAUAAAUUUCGCAAAUAGUAUUGAUUUGUUUACUGCUGCAUGAUACAAAGUUUAAGUAGUAUCUGAAUUCAUUGAAAGGUGAUUGUUUACUUGUUACUUUUAAUAUGAAAAGGAAAAGAAACUUGAGAUACGUACUCAAGUAGGCGUGACGCUUAAAUGCGUAGACAGAACACUCAAAUCUCGAAAUACCAAUUUGAAACGUAUUAAACUUUAAACUGUUGCACCACAUAGCUUUUGUAAACAGUGAUUUGUGUGUUUUGGAUUUUUUCCCGUAACACAUAUAAGCAUGGGUGCUACCUUUUCCAUAGUGUUAAGUGUUAUUGGAGCUGUACUUGUAAUAGCGGUCAUUAUCGCUGUAAUAUGUUGCUGUAGACGGUCACCAGGACAGCGAGGUCAAGUCAACCAGCUUGGUAAUGCCCCGGAAAUGAUAGGGCCAAAUGUUCAGGUCAUAGCAAUGCCACCAUAUCAUACAUCAAUACCUCCGACAUAUUAUCCACAGACAGUCGUAUACAGUGGCGGGACCAAUCAACAAACCACAAAUGUACAUGGCACAUCGCCUAGCUUGAAUGGUCACACUCACAUCGCGCAUGCGCAGCUUAAAACCACAGAAUCCCCGCCAAAUUACGAGUCCCUGUCCUUUCAAUCUAACAAUACGUCAAACACAACGCAUGUUCCACAGCCAUCAUCAACUACUGAGCAUGAAGAUAACACAUACCAACCACUUGCUCACCGGGAGAACAGAACAGAUACAGAUUACACCCAAAUACCGUCGUCAAUCAACACUUAUUUAACUCUGACAAACGACGGAGGACAUUUGCAAAACAACGACAAUAAUAACAGGGACAGUUACGAAGUGACCGAAACAUCAACUGGAAGUUACCUAACAAUGACACAGGCUGAUAGCCAAGCAGAAGGCAGUGAACAUCCUGCCAGGGACAGUUAUUUAGUGCCCCAACCCUCAGGAGGAAGUUACCUGACGAUGCCGACAGCUAAUGAACAAGUACAAAACAGCAUUGCUCCUGCCAAUGACAGUUACCUAGUGCUUCGACCAUCUAGUGACUCCCAAUAUGAAAGUAUAAACGACUACAGCUAUUCGUGUUCAUAGUGUGACUCUGGUGUUAUAAUAGUAACGUUCUUGAUAAAUGGCACUUAAAACAGAACAAAAGGAAACCUAACAUUACAGUAACAUAGAACACACUGUAAUAUCACAUCUUGAGAUGUAAUUAAACUAUGAAUGUGACAUUUUUGAUGAUAAGUUUUCGAAUGGAGAAUAAACCUCUUAAAAUUCAUUCAUGGUCUGACGUUUCGCUUUGGACAUUUGUAAGGAAAUUAACAAACCAGUUCUGCCCACCCAAAUAAUCAACGGCCACAAGAAACAAUAAAACAGCUACACGACCAAACCGAUCAUUUCCAGGGGUAAGAAAGAGCAAGACAUAAACGGCACCCAGGAAAACAUCUAAAGUAGCAAGAAGAGCAAUACACGAACGGUACCCAGUCAAAUUUCUUCAAUAGCAAAAAAGCAAUACACAAACAGAACCCAAUAAAACACAUCCAGCAGCAAGAGCGACCAAACCAGUUACACCAAGCAAACAAUGUCAGCAGCAAGAAUGAACAAAUCACUAUAGUCACCAGUCAAAUAAACUCAAACUUUAACAUAUCUUAAUCAUCAUUUCUAAUCAUUUUUACUACCACAAGAAGCAAGAACGAGCGAAACGCCAAUGGAGCCAAACCUUUCCGACAUCUAAAACGAGCAGACCAUCAGUACUCCACAAAUUAUAUCCAGCAGCAAGAAAGAAAAAUAACAGCACCAAGCCAAACCUUUCCAUCCUAAGUCUCGACACUGAAAUAAAACUUGUACUGCAACCUUUCAUUCAUCUUAAGGACUACACAAUUAAAACUUUGAUUGUGAAGGUUCCAACGCAAGAAAUCGCAAGGACGUUUGUUUCUGAUGCGCCAUGUUUAUUUCCAACAUCGAUUGGACUGUAAUUCAAAUAUUUAUUCUUUAAAUGUGUAUACUUUUAGUAGGACAUUAAAUUUUGUUGUCCAGUUCGUGAGUUGGCGUAUAGACGAAUUCAAAAUCCCAACGGAAAUUCGACCUUUAGUUCUGAAAUCAUAGUAUCUAUGUAAAAGCGUAUACAUGCAUUCACAUAAAUGGACGAAUAAACCACUUAUAAGAACAUAAAGUUAUUUAACUGCUUAUAUGUUCUAUACCUCAAUGAUUUUAAAUUAAAGUCAAUCAUUAUUACUUGCAGUAAUCUCGUAUGUUUAAGCGCAUCCGCUUGAUUUUGUUUCUUUGAUAAAAUGUUAAAUCGAUCAUUUUAUUAAACACCCAUACUAUGUUUUCACAGUUUGCAAAAACGAGUUCGUAUUACCGCAUAAAAUCAAGUAUGUUUUACUGCCUAAAAUAAAGUAUGUAUUACUGUCUAAAAUAAAGUAUGUAUUACUGUCUAAAAUAAAGUAUGUAUUACUGCCUAAAAUACAGUUCGUAUUACUUUCUGCCUAAAAAAAGAUUGUUUUACUGCCAAAAAUACAUUCUGUAUAACUGUCUAAAAUAACAGUUGUAUUACUGCCUAAGAUAAAGUAUGUACAACGUCAAAAAUAAAGUAUGUAUUACUGCCUAAAAUAAAAUAAAUAUUACUGCCUUAAAUAGAUAUGUAUUACUGCUUUAGAAAAUGUUUUUAUUACUGCUUGAAAUAAAGUGUGUAUUACUGCCUAAAAUAAAUAUGUAUUACUGCCUUAAAUAAAGUAUGUAUUACUGCCUUAAAUAAAGUUUGUAUUAUUGCCUAAAAUAAAGUAUGUAUUACUGCCUUAAAUAAAGUUUGUAUUAUUGCCUAAAAUAAAGUAUGUAUUACUGCCUUAAUUUAAGUUUGUACUACUGCCUAAAAUAAAGUUCGUAUUACUGCGUUAAAUAAAGUUUGUAUUACUGCCUUAAAUAAAGUUUGUAUUACUGUCUAAAAUAAUGUUUGUAUUACUGCCUAGAAUAGAGUUUGUUUUACUGCCUAAAAUAAUGUUGUUAUUACUGCCUAAAACAAAGUUUGUAUUAAUGCCUAAAAUAAAGUUUUUAUAACUGC